GCACAAACCACGUGUUUCUAACGCGAGCUCCGGAAGUGUUUGUUAAAAGGAUUAAAGGGCAGAGUUGAAAAGCCGCGGGUGGAGAGCUGGUUGUGUGUCUGCAGGGAUGGAAGUAACCAGGAAAAAUUUUAAAGAGUGUCUGAAUACGAUAUACACCGCGAUACAAGAAGCCGAGUUCCUAGCCAUCGAUGGAGAAUUUUCAGGUAUCAGUGACGGCCCCUCCGUGAGUGCUUUGACGAAUGGUCUGGACACGCCAGAAGAGCGCUAUCAGAAACUGAAAAAGCAUUCCAUGGACUUCCUGCUGUUUCAGUUCGGUCUCUGUGCUUUUAAAUACAACCAUGCAGAAGCCAAAUACAUCAUUAAGUCUUUUAACUUUUAUGUUUUUCCAAAGCCGUUGAACAGAAGCUCCCCGGAUAUCAAGUUUGUCUGUCAGAGUUCAAGUAUAGACUUUCUGGCCAAUCAGGGAUUUGAUUUCAACAAAGUGUUUUGUUGUGGUAUCCCCUAUCUGAACCAGGAGGAGGAGGGGCAGCUGAGGGAGCAGUACGAGGAGAGGCGGUCUCAGUCCAACGGAGCGGGAACCCCCUCCUUCAUGUCCCCCAACUCCUGCAAGGGGCCGGUUGUCAUUCCAGAGGAGCACAGAGCCUUCAUAGAGAGAGUCGUAGAGAAAGUUGAAAGCUUGUCAAACAGCGCAGAACAAUCCAGUGUGCAGCUGGACCCUUGUACUGGGUUUCAGAGGAAGCUAAUUUAUCAGACCUUGAACUGGAAAUUUUCCAAAGGCAUUCAUGUAGAAACCAUGGAAACAGAGAAGAAAGAGCGCUGCAUUUUAAUCAGCAAAGUGGAUGAGGAUGAAAGAAAAAAGAGAGAACGGCAGAAGCAGGAGAAGGAACAGGGAGAACUUACUGAUGCUGUGGGCUUCUCCAGAGUGAUUCAUGCCAUUUCCAAAUCGGGCAAGCUGGUCGUGGGUCACAACAUGCUGCUGGAUGUCAUGCACACCAUCCAUCAGUUUUACUGCCCGCUCCCCGAGGAGCUGAAUGGUUUUAAAGAAGUGACGUUGUGUGUGUUUCCCAGGCUUUUAGACACCAAACUCAUGGCAAGCACGCACCCAUUUAAGGAGCUCAUUCUCAACACGCCUCUCGCAGAGCUGGAAAAGAGGUUAAAAGAAGCGCCUUUCAAGUCCCCGAAAGUUGACAGCGCCGAGGGGUUCCUGAGCUACAACACUGCCUCGGAGCAGCUGCACGAAGCCGGUUACGAUGCCUACAUCACUGGGCUCUGCUUCAUCUCCAUGGCCAACUUCUUGGGUUCAUUCCUCAGCCCUCCUAAACCACACAUUUCUGCCAGAUCGAAGCUCAUUGAACCCUUUUUCAACAAACUCUUCCUCAUGAGAAUCGUUGACAUCCCCUACCUCAACCUGAGUGGGCCUGACUUGCAGCCAAAGCGAGACCACGUCCUUUACGUCACGUUUCCCAAAGAGUGGAAGACGAGCGAUCUCUACCAGCUCUUCAGUGCCUUCGGUAACAUUCAGGUGUCCUGGAUUGAUGACACCUCAGCGUUCGUGUCCCUGGGGCAAGUGGAUCAGGUGCAGAUCGCUGUGAACACCAGCAGGUACGCGGAGAGCUACCGCAUCCAGACCUACGCGGAGUACAUGGAGAGCAGACUGCAGGAGAAGCAAGGCAAGAGGAAGUGCUCAGAGGACAGCUGGAGGGAGCUGGAGAGCUGGAGAGCUCUUGCACUGCCAGCCGGCUCCGGGUUCAACAGCAAUAACAACGAAGUUGCUCCGGGGAAGAGAAGCAUGAGCCCCAUUCAGGAGGAGCUGGGCUCGGAUGAACUGGAGGAGGGCGAGAUCGACCGGGACGGAACCAGUAGCUGGACCAGCGCCGUGCCCGCGCGCCGCAAGACGACCAACAAGCACAAAAAGAUCAGGACCGACCCGGGUCCCAACCCUGCCGGCUCCACAGGGCUGUUUGAAGUCCCGCAGGUCUGGUAGAGCGGGCAGAGCGUGGGCUGGAACCAAGAGCCUUCAGAGAGAAGAGUUGUGAGGCAGCGGCAGCACUUAAAUACAUUUUAAAAAGCCAUAAGAAACUCUUCUGUCCUUGCAGAGUGAAUGAAAGCGGAGCAAGCGUGCGACCUCUUCUGUUCAACGCAUUGGCAGAAAGCUUAGGAAAAAAAAUCCUGAAGUGGUCUUUUGGUUCUCAAACCCCUGAUUUCUGUUUAUAUAGGUGAAUCUACGCGGGGGCGGGGCGGGGCGGGCGGUGGGGGGGUGGUAUUUGAACCCGGAUUCACAUUACAGUUCUAUUGUGCGAGUACUUUUUUUCUUUUUUGUUCUGUGUUGAAAGAAAAGAUUUUCCUAGCAAUUUAACAAAAUGUUUUAAUUUUAUUUUUAAUGAUGCUUCCCCAGAGAGCUGCUUUUCAUGAAUUAGGGUCCCUACUGAUGUACAGUAUAACAGUGCAAGCGGUAAAUGAAUGGUCUGAUAGAAAAGAAACACUAGAAUCACUAAGUUUAUGUGAGUGAGUUUGUUUGUUUGUUUUUAUUAUUAAUCAUCUUGCACAGUGUUUAAACACUGCCUCCUAUGUUUUUUGUUUUUUUCUAUAGAAAAUUGUUGCCUAAUUUCUGAGUUCUGUGUAGUUCAAGUCUAGAAUGUGCUUGAUUUAUUUGUGUACAUGUAGUGUGCUUUGUUCUUUCUUUCCCUUUUUCUUAUCAAGACCUGACUGUUGUCUCAAAAUAUUCUCUGCAGAUUACAGUAACUGUUUAGCUUGUAACGUAAAUGACUUUCUUUAGCAGAAAUUGUUUAAAACCUUCUUAUGAUGAUGUGAGUGCCAAUUAAGACAUACUUCCCAUAAAGUGAAAAAAAAAAAAAAUUAAAGACUUUUCUUACGAGA
Acipenser ruthenus (sterlet) is the source of this 2877-nucleotide messenger RNA. RefSeq names its product poly(A)-specific ribonuclease PARN-like. Gene Ontology annotation, cellular component: nucleus; cytoplasm. Gene Ontology annotation, biological process: nuclear-transcribed mRNA poly(A) tail shortening. The transcript has 24 exons. Gene Ontology annotation, molecular function: RNA binding; metal ion binding; poly(A)-specific ribonuclease activity. NCBI's taxonomy places the organism in Eukaryota, Metazoa, Chordata, Actinopteri, Acipenseriformes, Acipenseridae. The coding region runs from base 107 to 1984 and encodes 625 amino acids. The record is from RefSeq and is a predicted model, not a curated record.